CAAGCGACAUCCGUCGUUCAUUUUCUCAACCAUCGUGUUCCUCUCAGGAAGAUAAUCUCUUUAGAAACUUCGCACCGAUAAGGUUAAAAUGGCAAAAUGGAUAUACCAUGCUUCUAAAGCAAUUACAAACUGUAUAAAAAGUGUCAGCGUUGCGAGAGAUGCUACCACCGUUGGUUUAUUGACACCGCAGGUUUUAUUACUGCAACAUACAAGGAACGCUAACUUUUAUAUGAGAAGACCAGCUGCGCAAUUAUGGAAAUCUGUUACGAGCGUUAGCAAUGCUGGUAAAAGAAGAGGAAGAGCGAGAGGUGCGACAAAGCCCAGAGAUUUAAAUCGCGGUCAAAAAUUGGGUUAUGGAAAAAUACCAAUCAUGUUUCCUGGACUGAAUAGCCCUAUCCUGCGCGGAGAAUUUGCGAUGCAACAAAGGCGUCUUACGGAGGAAGAACAAGAAAAUUUUACUACUUCGAAAGUUGUUACUAUAGUCAAACCAAAACGAUUAAAAGUUCACCCUUUAAACCGAGGUUGGACCGGAGGUAUGCCAGGUGGGAGGAAAAUUGGACCACCCGAUCCUGUUGAUGACGAUGUCUUCCAUGGAUUCGAAUCUUGGAUAUUAUUUGCCAAAAGUUCAAGUAUCAUGUCGAGUACUAUGGGCAGAUUGAAACGUUAUUGGAGUAUGGUUGUUACUGGAAAUGGAAAAGGCUUGGCUGGAUUUUCACAGGUAAUAGGACGUGAUUUUAAAUCAACCAUAAAUGCAGCUAAAAACAAGGCAGGACAUAGAUUGAUGUACAUCGAAAGACAUAACGAACAUACUGUACUCCAUGACUUUUAUGCGCAAUUUGGAAAAACGAAAGUAUUCGUACAACAAAAACCCAAGGGUUAUGGACUGAAAUGUCAUCGUGUUAUUAAAACAUGUUGCGAAGCAAUUGGUAUCAAAGAUUUGUACGUUAAAGUCGAAGGAUCUACAAACGUCGCCUACAUCGUAAAAGCUUUCUUCAUUGGCUUACUGCAACAGAAAACAUACCAAGAAAUGGCAAAUGAGAAAAAAUUGCAUGUGGUCGAAAUGAGGAAAGAAAAUAAUUAUUAUCCUACUGUACUUGCUUCGCCAUCGGUAGUUCGAACCUCUGAAGAAAUUCCACAAGACGAAAUUUUAGAUUUUAAACAGUACGUAAUGAAUGGAAGAAUUCCUUUGCAGAAAAAAAAGACUGAACCAUUUUUCACGAAAUUGCCUUCGUGGUUAUUUCAUUUACGUAAACAAGAACGUCGCAGGGAUCAGGAUCAGGUUAUAAUCAGGUUAAGAGCUCAAUAUAACGACGUGUGUAGUUUUCUCGCUGAAAAAUAUCCGGAAGCAAGAGCUCCUAGAUGGAGAAAACAUGACAAAAAGGAGGAGCAGGAGGAGGAGGAAAGAGCAGUUGAAGCGUGAUAUUUCUAUAUUAAAUAUGAAUAGUUUGUUAGAAAUGUAAUUGAAUAUUAAACGUGUAUUCGGUAAUAACCAGUAAUAACAAAACUAUGUGUAA
Bombus terrestris (buff-tailed bumblebee) is the source of this 1514-nucleotide messenger RNA. It is a transcript of the gene mRpS5, whose product is annotated as putative 28S ribosomal protein S5, mitochondrial. Gene Ontology annotation, cellular component: ribosome. The record is from RefSeq and is a predicted model, not a curated record. The coding region runs from base 89 to 1420 and encodes 443 amino acids. Lineage: Eukaryota; Metazoa; Arthropoda; Insecta; Hymenoptera; Apidae. Gene Ontology annotation, biological process: translation. The transcript is spliced from 6 exons. Gene Ontology annotation, molecular function: RNA binding; structural constituent of ribosome.